AUGUAAACAUCUAACCAAUUUACUCGACUUUGAAAACCGUCGCGUAUCUUCUUUUGUGUAAUAUUUGUGCAGAGUAAAAUACAAUUCACAACAACAACAAAAAAGUAUAAUCUAGAAGAAUAAAUAAAAAAAGGGCAAAUAAAUAUCAGCGUUCUUUCGUGUUUAUUGCAUUCGCCACAUAUCACAUCCGACACAAAAGGCGUUGUUGUUAUAGAGAAAAAUUUCAGAAAAAAAAAUAAUUAAUAAUAAAUAUAAUGAUGAUAAAAGUUUGAUUAAAUUACGACAAACACACAAUAAAAAGUAAAAAUAAAUAAAUUGAGGCCAUUUUGUUGUAACCGACGACGACGACAUAUUUAUUAUUAUUACAACGAGGAAUUUCAGGAAGAAAUUGUUUUAGCUUUUUGUCGCCCGAAUAAAAAGUUAUAUAAAAAAAAGUAACAAAGGCAAUUGCUAACAUUUAGUAGGCAUUUGUUGCAUCUUUGUUUGACGUUCGUCAAAAAAAAGAAGAAGAAAGAAGAGAAAAAAAGAGAAAGAACAAGAAGACCCCAAGUGUCGAGUUUUGUUCUGUUUUAUUAUUUUAUUUUAUUAUUUUUUGUACGGGAACACAAAAAUCUUCAAUUGUGGAUCUUCUAUAUUUGUUACCCGCUGUUCAGCCGAAGCAGAAUAUGCCUCAACACAAAGCCAUGGAUUAUCGGGAACAGGUUUACAUAGCAGCUCGUGACGGAAAUCUGGUGUUCCUCAAGGGCUAUGUAACAGGUCGAGCACAAGACGACAUCGACUUACUUGUUUCCGCAAAAACUGGCGGCGCAACGCCUCUCCUCAUUGCUUGCCGAAAUGGUCAUUACGACAUCGUCAUGUUCUUGUUAAAGCGUUGCCAAGCCAACGUUGAACAAACGGGCUCCGUAAUUUUUGACGGCGAAACGAUCGAAGGGGCGCCCCCAUUAUGGGUCGCAGCAGCUGCCGGUCAUUUGAACAUCGUCAAACUCCUCGUACGGUAUCACGCGAACGUGAAUAGCACAACAAAAACAAAUUCGACGCCAUUGAGAGCGGCAUGCUUCGAUGGGCAUUACGAAAUUGUCAAGUUUUUAGUGAACAAUGGAGCAGAUAUCGAAGUCGCCAAUCGCCAUGGACACACAUGCCUGAUGAUCGCUUGCUACAAAGGUCAUUACACAAUCGCGGAAUUCCUCUUGAGUCUGAAUGCGAAAGUGAAUCGACGAAGUGUCAAGGGAAAUACGGCGUUGCACGAUUGUGCGGAAUCGGGAUCGUUGGAAAUUUUGCAGUUGUUGUUGAAACAUGGGGCGACGAUGGAUGUCGAUUCGUAUGGGAUGACUCCAUUACUCGCAGCAAGUGUUACGGGUCAUGUCCCGAUAGUAGAGCAUCUCAUUAAACUUCCAACGGUUAGUAGGGAGGAUAAAAUUGCGGCUUUGGAACUCCUUGGUGCCACAUUUGUCGACAAAAAACGUGAUAUGUUGGGUGCUUUGUCAUUCUGGCGACGCGCUAUGGAAGACAGAUAUCAAAACGAGCCAACUUUGCCAAAACCUACCCAAGUCCCUGUCGCGGCAUACGAUUUCGCACGCGAAGUGAACGACAUCAACGCAUUAGACGAACUUGUGAUGGAUCCCGACGAAAUGCGAAUGCAAGCGCUCCUCAUACGCGAACGAAUUUUAGGUCCCGUGCAUCCCGACACAAGUUAUUACAUCCGUUUCCGAGGCGCUGUUUACGCAGAUUCCGGUCGAUUUGACAGAUGCAUCGAACUUUGGACCUACGCUCUCACAAUGCAACAAAAUAUCCUCGAGCCACUGAACCCGAUGACGCAAUCUUCGUUACUUUCGUUCGCGGAAUUGUUCAGUUUUAUGCUUGGCGAGGCAGGAAGACCCGUAACUCGAGGUCGAAUUGUGCCGCCGAUCGAGACGAAAGAUAUGCUGUUAGUAUUUAAUAAGUCAAUUAAGGAAGUAGUGUUAGGACAAGAGAUGCUCCGAAGUAUGAGUGAGGGAAGCGAACGUGAUACGACACUUGUGAACUUGAAUCGUGCUCUAGUCAUUGCGUUGCACAUUGCCUGCCUGUUGGCGAGAUUACUUGAUGACGAAGCUGAUUGCCCGGAGGAGCUCAAAAGUAGUAUUUAUAAAUCUUUGUAUGAAUUAGUGAAGUUAAAGACAAUUGUUCGUCAAGGUCGAACAGCGCUCCAUCUCGCAUGUUAUCGCGAAGCUGCUCUCGUCGGAAGAUAUCCCGCGUGCCAAUUUCCGUCGCCGCAACUCGUUAAAGCACUUCUCCAAGUCGGCGCUGACCCCAAUGCCAUCGACGAAGCCGGAAAUACUCCUUUGCACUUGGCUGCUUUGGCUCAUCCAUGCCCGGCGAGUCUCGCACAAACGCUCGUUCAACACGGAGCUCACUUGGACACCCGAAAUCACGAUGGCGACACAUUCGAAAGUCUGUUACAGGAUCAACAAGUGCACGAAUUGGUGAAUCCGGCAAAACACACAACUCUCGUCUGUUUAGCGGCACGAAUAAUUCGACAGUACGACAUCCCGUAUGAAAAUCAAAUCCCGCGAUUCUUGUACGACGUGAUCGAAUCUCACUAAACAACGACGAGCUCUCCGAAGAAGAAAAAAAAAUUAACAACGAAAAAUCCGUCUCUCAGGUCAAAAAAUUCGCGUCGAGUUUUUGUGUGAUUUUCCGUCGUUUCUACAACGAAACGCGUUGAAAAAUAAUAAUAAAAUUAAUUAGAAAUCUAUAUUGCUUGCAAAUUGUAAUCAUCUUGAGACGCUUGAAUGAUUUUAUUUUGUGAAUAAUUAUUUUUUGUUUUUUUGAUAAAAAAAAAUUCUGAAGAACUGUCGAAUUUGUGAAUUUUUCUCAUGGAAAAAUUACGAAUUUAUGAAAAGAUUGAUUUUGUCUUUUUUUUAAAGAGCAAAAGAGAAUCUUGAGAUAUGUAAAAAAAAAUAAAUUUAGAAAUUUUUAAGUAUCUAUAGAUAAAUAAUAAAAAAA
This is a messenger RNA of Culicoides brevitarsis, 2982 nucleotides long. Its product is annotated as protein fem-1 homolog CG6966. Lineage: Eukaryota; Metazoa; Arthropoda; Insecta; Diptera; Ceratopogonidae. The record is from RefSeq and is a predicted model, not a curated record. Bases 666 to 2579 code for a protein of 637 amino acids. The transcript has 7 exons. Gene Ontology annotation, molecular function: protein binding.